This is a messenger RNA of Torulaspora globosa, 2700 nucleotides long. It is a transcript of the gene ATG1, whose product is annotated as serine/threonine protein kinase ATG1. NCBI's taxonomy places the organism in Eukaryota, Fungi, Ascomycota, Saccharomycetes, Saccharomycetales, Saccharomycetaceae. Bases 1 to 2700 code for a protein of 899 amino acids. Gene Ontology annotation, cellular component: autophagosome; cytoplasm. The record is from RefSeq and is a predicted model, not a curated record. Gene Ontology annotation, biological process: peptidyl-serine phosphorylation; autophagosome organization; autophagy. The transcript has a single exon. Gene Ontology annotation, molecular function: protein serine/threonine kinase activity; ATP binding.
AUGAUGUCUGAUAACCAUCCCAUCACUAUCAUAAAUGGCGAAUAUGCUAUGGAAAACGAGAUCGGUAGGGGCUCGUUCGCCACCGUCUACAAGGGACAUCGAACAGAUGAUAAAAGUCAGCAUAUAGCUAUCAAGGCUGUUUCGCGAUCCAAGUUGAAGAACAAGAAACUGCUGGAGAACCUUGAGAUCGAGAUCGCGAUCUUGAAGAAGAUCAAACACCCGCAUAUCGUCGGGCUGAUGGACUGUGAGAGAACUGCGACGGAUUUUUAUCUGGCGAUGGAGUACUGUGCGUUGGGUGAUCUGACUUUCCUGAUCAGGAGACGCAAGGAGCUGAUGGAGAAUCAUCCGUUGCUGAGAACGGUGUUCGAGAAGUAUCCUCCACCCAGCGAGCAUCAUAACGGGCUUCAUAGGGCGUUUGUGAUAAGUUAUUUGCAACAACUUGCGUCAGCUUUGAAAUUUCUGAGGUCCAAGAACCUUGUUCACAGAGAUAUCAAACCGCAGAAUCUUCUUUUAGCGACGCCACUGGUUGGCUAUUCUGACUCUAAGACGUUUCAUGAACUAGGCUUUGUUGGGAUAUACAAUUUGCCGAUCCUGAAGAUCGCGGACUUCGGCUUCGCGCGGUUCCUACCAAAUACGUCUUUGGCAGAGACGCUUUGCGGCUCUCCGCUGUACAUGGCCCCAGAGAUUCUGAACUACCAGAAGUACAAUGCCAAAGCGGAUCUGUGGUCUGUAGGGACCGUGGUUUAUGAGAUGGCCUGCGGGAAGCCACCAUUCAAGGCCUCCAACCACCUGGAACUGUUCAAGAAAAUUAAGAAAGCGAAUGACAUCAUUGCCUUUCCAGCCCAGUGCGAAGUAGAGCCCGCUUUAAGGGACUUGGUUUGCAGUUUGCUGACGUUUGACCCUAACCACAGGAUCGGAUUCGCUGAGUUUUUUGACAAUAAGUUGGUAAACGAGGAUCUUUCCCGUUAUGAGCUGGAAGAUGCGAUCUCAGAGCUGGAGACGAAGUCAAAGGAUGUUGUUGAAAGCAAUAUGUUUAUCUCAGAGUAUCUGACCGGGCCUGCUAAGGGGCAGUCAGGCCUGAACGUACACAAGAAUGCGAACGCAGUCUUCAAUAUAGGCUUAAAACCAUUGACUACCACUAAAACCAACGAGAAGCCAAAUGCAAAUAUGGGUAGAGAAGCAGAAAGCUUGAGUCCUACGUCGGCGACUGGUAUUAAUGCCGCACGCAUUAUCAAACGAACGUCGUCUGUUGAUAGACCGAGGAACGCAGAUUCGGGAUCAGACCUCAUACUGGAAAAAGAGUACGUUGUCGUGGAAAAGAAAAGCGUAGAGGUCAAUGUACUAGCUGACGAAUUUGCCCAAGCAGGUUCAGGUUCUGUUCUUUUGCAACCAAGUGCUCAUCAACAGAUGCUACAUGUGCCGGGAUCUAGUAGUAUCUCAAUGGCCGCGGCAGCGCAGCAGCUGCAGCAGCAAACGCCUCCUCAGUUACUAAGGAAUCGAAAUGCUCGCGCAUCCACUGGGAGUAGCUCUUCUCGGCGCCCAUCACUCGUCGAUCGUCGCUUAUCAAUAACAUCGCUCAAUCCAUCCAAUGCGCUGUCAAGAGCUUUGGGUAUCGCUUCAAGUAGGUUAUUUGGCUCUAGUGCUAAUACUGUCACUGACGUACAGCAACAAGUUUCCAACUCAUCUUCGCCUAAUUACAAGCCAUCAUUGCUUAAUCCCAGGAUAUUUCAAGACCUAACAGAGAAUAUUAUUCUGCGAGUGGAACAUCUGAAAGACGAAGAGCCUAAAAAGUUGGACAGCAAUACUAUUGUUCCGCUGCUUGAGAGAUUGUCUGCCAAAGCCUUUGUCAUUUUCUCCUACGCCGAGGUUAAAUUCUCACAAGUUGCUCCUUCAAGAGGCUUCAAUUUUGAAAAGAGAUUGAGCAAUGGCAGCUGCGCUAUCGAAGAAGAGGAAAGUUCCGAGGAUGUCAAUCCCUUAGUGAAUUCUAGCUCUCGGAAUAGAAACUCUGGGUCAGGCAAUUCCCAAAAUAGCCAAACGAUCAAUGAGCUUCCUACGGCUCAGAUUCGCCACUUAUGUACGGAAGCGAUCGUUCUGUACAUGAAGGCACUAUCAAUUUUGGCCAAGGCAAUGCAAAUGACGUCCACUUGGUGGUAUGAUCCACAGGAAAAGGUGUUCUCCCUGCGAUUAAAUCUUCUUGUUCAAUGGAUUAGAGAGAAAUUCAAUGAAUGUUUAGAGAAGGCCGACUUUCUACGAUUGAGGCUUGCUGAUUUGAGAUCUACCAAUGUUAGCGAUGAUACUAUUCAUGGUAAGGAGCAAACAGCUGAAGGAUCUACUCGAGAUGGCGAUCCUAUGGAGUCGAAAAGUAAGGGAUCUCACCAUACAGAUCAUGAAUCUUGCUCUGCAGAUGAGCCCGUUUAUCUAGAGAAGGUUCUGUAUGAUCGUGCGCUAGAGAUUUCCAAGGCGGCCGCUAAAGUGGAGAUACAGGGUGAACACUUAAGCAACUGUGAGCUGGCGUACGCCACGUCAUUGUGGAUGUUAGAAACUUUGCUGGACGAACCCAGCGGCGAUGAUUUAUAUGGGGAAACCGAUGGGGCUACUAUUGGUGUUUUGGAUGAUCAGGAUAAAAAAAUCAUAAGGAAAUAUAUAGACAGCAUCGCCAAUCGUCUGAAAGCGUUGCGGGAGAAGAUUUAUCAAGGAUGA